Molecule: messenger RNA, 3223 nt
Organism: Gigantopelta aegis
Lineage: Eukaryota; Metazoa; Mollusca; Gastropoda; Neomphalida; Peltospiridae
Exons: 2
Coding region: 806-2638 (610 amino acids)
Source: RefSeq, a predicted model, not a curated record
UCCAGAAUUGGAAAUAAAAAACAACAUAGCCUUUGGGGAAUGAUGAGAAAUGGUGCCGAUUAUCAGUCUAGCAAGAAAGCCGACAAACCCCAGAUAAGGGAGCAAUUUGCAAAGCCUGUUUUUCUUCAACACAGAUGUAUAAAUAUGUAAUGUACAUAUAGUUACAGGUGUGUGAGACAAAGACAAAAUAUAUGAUGACCUCAUUAUCAUCAGUCAUUGCAAUUAACCUGAAUGACAGGUGCCCAUCUUGGAUUACACCUAUCCCAGGGGACCCAUCCAUCAAUGCCAGUAUGGAGUGCACUGUCGUGUGUUGUGUGAUAUGUUACACACUAAAGACUUAAUGUCAUGAGAUAUCUUGAUGUAACGACUGUUCACGGAAGCAUGUUAUAAUAAAUCAAGUGAUCACGACAAUACCCCAUACUGAACAACCUGCGAAAACUGGGUAUCACUUGAGAAAAGAAAGUCCUGAGUAUGGAAUAAUCUUUAAAAAACAUAAGCUGUAUUCAGUAAUGUUUAGAAACAAAAACGGAAAUUUAGCAAAUUUCUGAGAAAACCCCCCAAAUAUUUAUAGAACAUAUUUUGAAGGGAAAAAAAGGCUGAAAUAGUGAAAACUUGGAAUUGUGUGUACUUCUAAAACAAAAGAGGAAAUCUAUUUACAGAAACAGAAAGACAGAAAAUGGAUAAAAAGGACUGAAAGCAACAAAAAUGGAUUUUAGAUGAAGCAGAAAUCUGUCUUGAUUGCAUUUUCUUCUAAUUUGUGAUAGUUUUUGUGGCAAAGACCCACAAAUCAAAAAAGUGAAAUAAAAUGUCAGACUGUGACCAUUCCACCACCAUGAAGAACCACAAUUUCCAGAAACCAUCAUGUUGUUUUCGAACUGCUGCUAUGGUUCUCUUCAUUCUGUCUUCAACUGUAGCUGACCUAGCAGACUCCACUGUGGAAAACAGACAACUGUCUCAGAAUGAAAUACUGAGACAGUAUCCCCAGACCAUUAAACAGACAUCGCCGAUAAAUUCUCUCAAAUCUGAACUUAAAUCGAACUCUGUGAACAGAAUAAAUCUUUUAAACGUUCAUCAAGCAGACAAGAGUGGUGGAUUUAAACGUAUUCCUAGUGCAGAGUCUAAAAUUGUUCACAAAGAUGGAACCAGUGUUCAUAGUGCCGAGUUCAGUGAUGUUUCCAUGAAAGAGUUGAUAAUGAAUGUCAGCAGUUCCGAUUUGGAAUCCGAUAGCAAUAAUCAGAAGAGAAUGUUACCAGAGAAUGGAAAUGCUUUGAAAAGCAGAAAAGAAAGGUCUCUACACAAUGCUGGAAAGUUACCUGAUAACAAUCACACAACUCCAAAGCCACUCCCAGCCUCCCCAGCCUCUGCAAAGAUUGGAGUGAUCUCCCCUACCCCGGUGCUGCCGUCGGCAACCAGCGAGUCUCUCCCACCUGGAGAGGAGUACGAGUCUCCACAGGAAAUCCAGGACGACAAGAAUGAAGACAUGCUAAACCUCCUGAACGCCAGAGGAUUCUCCUACACCGCGCUGCCAGAGGACAUGAUGUCCAAAUACCCGGACAUCGUCCAGCAGGUAGAAGCUGAUGAGAUGGAUGGUCCAGAAGGUCAAGGAGAUGGUGGUCAAGGUCAAGAAGGUCAAGGUGAAGUAACAGAAAGUCCAGACAAUGAGGGUAAUGAAAAUGAAGGUAAAGAGAAUGAUGGUAAAGACACGGAAGGUCCAGAAGAAGAAGAAGGGAAUGAGGCAGGAGACAGUGACCAAGGUGAGAAUGAGCAGUCAGAAUCUCCCGAAUCAGCUCGCAACCAGACGGAGUCGGAGACCGGCAGCAGACGCUCGGGUCACGACGAACACUCGGAAAACCAACUCCAGUCGAGCAUGACGGAGCUGCAGUCCGGUGGAAGUACAGACCGGCCGUACAACAGGCACAAUUAUGAGGACUUCAGUUACGAUCCUUACUACGACAAUGCACCGGGCCACACUGCUCUGGCUGGUGGUCAACAGUCUGCCAUCGUUACCCACCAGAUCCACCGGUUGCCCAACAUGGCAGAUGUCAAUUCUAGACAAAACAGAUCAGGUGGAUUUGGUGGUGUCAGAAAUUCUCAUUCACAGCAGAAUCGACCGGUCGGAUUUCUGCCGAUAUUCCAGCAUGAAAACACCUCCAACAGGAAUCCGGGCCACAACCGACCGAACUCUGGAGCGCAGCCACCACCAGGCUUUUUGCCCAUGCAUCAGCUGCACACCAUCGGGUCUGCCAGCACUGGACAGACUCACCCUAGACUCGGUUCUCAGUCCAACCUUGUGGCCGGGUCGGCGACCCAAACAAAAAUUGUCAACACGGGAAUGGCUGCGAGUACUAUUUUCGGAAUCGUAGCCGGAUGCGUGAUUGGUUCAUGGAUGAUUCUCGGACCAAUGAUCUGCCUGCUGUGUAAGUAUCGAGAUUCACGCAGCGAGAAGAGGAAGAGGUUCAGUCCCAGGAUGUACCGCGGUGAUUCCAACAACGGGAUAACGGAGGCCAUGAUUAUGAGCGAGCUAGGCAAGGACCCAAUAAAACUACACCACACCAAGUUCAAACAAAGGGAGAGCACCUACUCAGAGAAAUCAGACACUUUCCACGACGCUUACGAGACUCCUUCACUUUUGUUGUGAUUGCCAUGGGAGACAACUCUAAAUCGUAUCUUUAGCAUACCAAUGUGAGAGUAAACAAAGGGAAAGCACUCAUUGACUUUAACUUCCGAGAUGCUCAGCAUUGACACAUCAACAAUUUUGUUGCGACUGUUACAAGAAACAAUUUUUAAUAAAAACUAACACUUCACAAAAUUUCAUGGUGCUUUUAACACCGUCGCUACUGUUAUGAAUAUCAAGGGAGACAAUUUUACAUACUGUAUUUUACCUUUUCCAUUUAACAUCAAUAAAAUCGUAACUUAUUACAAGCUACAAUGUUUAUUAUCUUUUUAUACUAGUAUUUUCUUUCAACAAAAUCUUUUGCAAGAUGAUAAAAGAAUAGCCUAUGUGGCUGCAGUCAUGUUCUCUUAUUUUCUAGACAAAAAAGUUUGUUUUAAUUGUUUAAUGAAACCACUAGAGCACAUUGAUUUAUAAAUCAUCAGCUAUUCGAUUUCAAACACUUGGUAAUUUUGACAAAUGGUCUUAGAUAGCAUACCUGCACCAUUAGAAGCAAGAGAUCUUUUAUAUGCAUUAUCCCAAAAUUCUAUUAACUUUUUUUUUACUAAUUAC